Messenger RNA from Zootoca vivipara (common lizard), 2454 nucleotides. RefSeq names its product TLC domain containing 2 (gene TLCD2). Gene Ontology annotation, biological process: phospholipid homeostasis; regulation of membrane lipid distribution; membrane assembly. NCBI's taxonomy places the organism in Eukaryota, Metazoa, Chordata, Lepidosauria, Squamata, Lacertidae. The record is from RefSeq and is a predicted model, not a curated record. Gene Ontology annotation, cellular component: plasma membrane.
GCUGCUGCUGAGCCCGGGCGCAAAGGGAGCCGGAAGCGCCGCCGUCGGGGGCAGUUCUCUGGGGCGCAGCCGGGCAAGAUCGGCGGGGCUCGCGGCCCGCGCGCAUCCCCUCGAUGGAUCUGCUGGUCCUGGGGGGGUCGGUGGUUGCCUUCCGGCUGCUCAACGGCGGCCUGGAGCGCCUCGUGCCGCCGCCGCCCUCGGCGCAGCGCAACCGCUGGAAGUGGCGCAACAUCUGGACCUCGCUGGCGCACAGCCUGCUUAGCGGCUCGUGGGCGCUGCUCGGCUUCUACUUCCACCCGCAGAUGGCGGAGGACCUCAUCGACACCCACUUGCCCGCCGCGCACCACCUGCUCGGGAUCUCCGUGGGCUAUUUCGUGCAGGACUUCUUCGACAUGAUGUAUCACCAGAAGAUCCAGCAGUGCUGGGAACUGCUCUUCCAUCACUCUGUGGUGAUCCUCUGCUUUGGCUUUGCCUUCUUGGUCCACCGCUUUGUGGGCUUCGCCAUGGUGGCCCUGCUGGUGGAGAUCAACUCCAUCUUCCUGCACCUGCGGACGAUCCUGUUGAUGGCCGGCUUGGCCCACACCACCUCCUACCGCUUGACCAGCCUGCUCAACCUGGGCACUUACAUGGUCUUCCGCAUCACCACCCUGGCUUGGAUGACUCGCUGGCUGGUGCUCAACCGGGAGAACAUACCCCCCAACACCUACACCCUCAGCACAGUGGGCAUGGCCGUCAUGACUCCCAUGAACAUUGUCCUUUUCUACCGCCUGCUCCGCAACGACUUCCUCACCUCCAGCCGGCGCGAGAAGGAGAAGUGACCACCCUUGGCUCCUCCCUCCCCAACAGCUGGCUAUACAGGCCACGGGGAGGGGGAGAGCAAGUGAGCAGGACGGGAGAGGAGAGCCAGAGGGUGGUCUUCAACAGCUGGAUCAUGGAAAAGCCACCGCAGCCGCAGCUGCCACCACAUGGCAGGAGGAAGCUGCUCCUGGAAGAGUCUCUUGGAACAGUGUUUGGGGGCCCUCUGGUUAGCUGGGGAGGGGUCUUGGCAGCGGUCAAGGAAGGUGGGCUAGCGGGAGCAGUAGCCAAGGAUGUGACGUCUCCCUGCAGGGAGGGAGCUGGUUGAAAUGACUUGGUCCUACACAACUUCGUGUGCUCUGACUGUUGCUUUUGGCACCUGCCUGUCCCCCUUGUAGGGUGGAGUUGCACUGCAUCAGAGCUCCAGAGGGCAAGACGCCUUUUUGAACACCAAGACCUGAGAUCCAGGCCAGAGCAAGUGGCAGGAUGCCAGGAUCUCUCCCUUCUCCCUCACCCCUCUGUCUAGCAGGAUUGCCAUGGCUUCUCUUUCUUUCUCUCUGCAGAAUAUUUAUCUCCUUGAAGAGUCUGUGUGUGGUCUGCUCUUCCAUGCCAUGUUCAGCUGAGCCUCUCCGUAACUAACAGUCUGUAGGUGUAGGUACAUUCUCUACAGGCAGGCCUGGGGGGGGGGGUGUUUCUAGGACACCAGUUGACAAUUGUCCUCUUACUAUUCUCUCUUUUGAAGAGUUGCAAGCAAAUCCCGCCCUCCUCACCUCUCUCCAGGCUAAGCCAGGGGUGCUGCCAUGGCCAAGUUCUGCCCCUGCUGGCCACCUAGAUUAAUACAAGGAAUCCCUCUGCCAGGGGACAGCACCACCUGGUUGUACUGGAUGCUAAGGGCCAGGAUCUUUUAACCCUGCUAAGAGCCAAACGGCUUCAUCUGAGGCCUCAAUAUUGCGUAGACCACUGGUGGCGAACCUAUGGCACACGUGCCAGAUGGCACACUCUCUGUGGGCACGUGCGCCGUUGCCCCAGCAGGGCCGUACCUAGGGGGUGAAACUGGUGCUCCAACGCUGCAGGAGGCUCCUGGCCGCUUCCAGCAUGGUCCCAGCACUGCUAGGGCUCCAUUUUCACCCUCGGGGCCGCGCUGGGGGGAAGGAGGAGAGGGGGGCUCGUGCUGGGAAACUGCCGCUCUGUCCAGGCCUCAACUUUUGAUGCGCCAGGGCCUCCCGCCAGUUUGUUGUUCCUAUUUGGGAGUAAGCCACCUUAAGUUCAGCAAGGUUAGACAAAUUAUCAGCAUGCGUACAACAGCAAAAAUUACAUUAAUUGUUCAAAAGCAUGCCAAAUACAAAUUUUUACCUUUCAAAAAAAAGUUGUUUGUAUCAUUGAAAGCUCUGUUACUGUGUUUUUCUUUUAGGACAAAAGAUGUUAAUGUACGAAUUUUUUCCCCUAAACUAAAACCUCAGUAUUCAGGUUAAAUUGCCGUGUUGGCACUUUGGGAUAAAUAAGUGGACUUUUGGUUGCAGUUUGGGUACUCGGUCUCUAAAAAGUUCGACAUCACUGGUGUAGACAAUAAGGGAGAAUGCACUUACAAGAAUCUUCUUCUUUUAACAAGGUGUAUGGAUAUGUUUGCACAAAAGUAACAAAAAUAAAAGGAUAAAGUGA